Molecule: messenger RNA, 1859 nt
Organism: Colletes gigas
Lineage: Eukaryota; Metazoa; Arthropoda; Insecta; Hymenoptera; Colletidae
Product: elongation of very long chain fatty acids protein AAEL008004-like
Exons: 4
Coding region: 436-1290 (284 amino acids)
Biological process (GO): fatty acid elongation, monounsaturated fatty acid; sphingolipid biosynthetic process; very long-chain fatty acid biosynthetic process
Cellular component (GO): endoplasmic reticulum membrane
Molecular function (GO): fatty acid elongase activity
Source: RefSeq, a predicted model, not a curated record
UCCAGCUUUGUGCUGUCAGACAGCGGUGGAUAACGUUCGCGGGCAAGCUGAAAGGGAGAGAGAACCUUGCCACCGGCGCGGCGUCCAUCAGUGGUGCGUGUCGAGAGACGGACUCAGUCUCUCAACAACCAUACCGACAGUAGUUUCCUCGCGGUCGCGACCACACGACGAUCAAUCUUCCGCGGAUCCACUGAGCGCUCGGUUCCAAUCUCAAAUUCGACUCGAACACAUCCAACGAUCCACGUUCGAGUUCGUCAUUCCAUCCCCUAACGAGCCACCGCGAUUUUCGCCCUCGAGGACUGGAUACACGCUGGUGGUGGAUCGUACCGACCGGUUGGAUCGUCGCGUGGAUCGUUAACGAAGGAUCCCUCCAUCCCCAACCAUCAACGGAUUUUUCGUUUCAGAGAUUGGCCCGUUUGGGAAUAGUCGUGGACAAUGUCGGGAGUCAUGGAGUGGUACAAGGACGUGAUGUACAACAGAAAUGAUCCAAGGACCACCGAUUGGUUCUUGAUGUCGGGGCCCGGUCCGUUGUUCAUGAUCGUCGUCAGCUACAUCUACUUCAGCAUAUCCGCCGGGCCAAGGUACAUGAGGGACAAGAAACCGUACGAUCUGAGGAACGUAAUGAUCGUUUACAAUUUUAUACAAGUGCUGGCCAGCAUAUACAUCGUCUACGAGGGUCUGGUUGCCGGCUGGCUGAUGGACUACGACUUCAAAUGCCAACCAGUCGACUAUUCGAACAACCCCAAGGCUCUCAGGAUGAAUCGCGGCACGCACUUCUACUUCAUCUGCAAGUUGGUGGAGCUCCUGGACACGGUGUUCUUCGUACUACGGAAGAAGAAUGGUCAAAUCAGCGGUCUCCACGUCUACCACCACGCAUUAAUGCCGGUUUGCGGCUGGAUCGGUUGCAGAUUUUUACCAAACGGUCACGGGACUCUUCUGGGUGUCAUAAACGCGUUCAUCCACGUGAUCAUGUACACCUACUACAUGCUUUCCUCGAUGGGACCUCACAUGAGCAAGUACCUCUGGUGGAAGAAGCACCUGACGUCCCUGCAGCUGAUCCAGUUCAGCAUCAUCUUCUGCCACAGCGUCCAGGUGCUGUUCAACGGGUGCAACUAUCCAAAAGUGAUCGCCUGCCUCCUCUGUCUGAACUCUCUGGUCUUCAUCUACAUGUUCGGAUCGUUUUACGUGGAGUCUUACAUCAAACCUCGCAGACGAAACAGCAAGGCCGCUGGCGGCGACUGCUCCACCCAGAUCGUCAGCAACGGCAAGGUUAAGAACAAAUCGGAAUGAGACGGGAUCGAUCGACGAAAACGUCCUCCAAGGGCAUGGAGGCUCUCCUCCAUAGAGUGUUUUUUUUAUCGACCGUGGACCACCCUGGCAAGGGGAGGAACAUGUUCAUUAGCUGUUAAUGGUUGUGUAACGCAGAGAGACGCAUUUCGAAGAUCAGUUUCGAAAUAAUCGUUUUCAAAGGACAGGGUAGACUGGACCGUUUCAGAGGUCCGUUCGUGAUAGUAAAACGGACGCUUCGGGUUAUAAGAAACAUAUUUUGUACUUGUCGUCCAUCUUUUUUAAUCGGUUUGGAAGGAUGCGUGUAGCCAUCGUGUCUCGGGAGGGUAAAAUCUUCGACUUUCAGAGUGCAUAGAGUGAUUUAGAAUAGUUUGAGAGCGUUUAAUCGGAACAGAAUACAAAAAAAAAUACUGAAGAGGCGAAUGAAAGUAUAAAGAGAGGUAGAGUUAAAACGCUACGAAAUAAAAUCAUUGUGAGAUAAAAUAUAUAAGUGAACGUUACAAAAAUAAAAGUAUGAGAAUAUGUAUAUAUAUAAGUUAUUUAAACGUAAUAAAAAUCGAUUACGAAGGAUA